AAGUCAUCCAAGACGGGGAGCUUCACGAAUGUGCAAUACAGCUAUGAUCUGGGGCACCGAGACAUUUCUCGAACUAUCUGGUUCCCUUUGAUGCUUCGCAUCUUCGAUUCCUUCAUUUCAUCGGCCGUGGUCUUUACUCUUUAUUUAACAUCUUAUACCUCUUACCUCUACUAUCACUGCAGCCUUAAUACAUAGUCAUCAUGAAUACUCGGCCGGUUAUAGAAAGCCCUCCUGAGCAUGCUGCUCUAUCUGUUACCUUCAACAGUGACGCGAGUCGAUUUGUUGUUGGGCUAGAUUCGGGAUUUUGCAUCUUCCUUUCAAACUCAUCUCAAAUACAAACCGCAAGAGUUUUCAAUGCGGGCCUUGGUCUUGUCCAGAUGAUGGGAAAUGCCAAUUAUCUUGCUCUUGUCGGUGGCGGUCGUUCACCCAAGUUCCCACAGAACAAAGUCAUAGUAUGGGACGAUAGCAAGGGCAAAAUAGCUCUAGAGCUAGCUACCUUGACCGCUGUUCGCGGAGUUCAGAUCUCCAAGUCAAGAAUUGCUGUUGUCUUACAGAACUGCGUACGAGUUUACGCUUUCCAAAAGCCACCAUUGCCAUUAGCUAGAUAUGAGACGGCAGACAACUUCCUUGGUCUCUGCUGUCUCACAGAGAAGUAUUUGGUUUUCCCUGGUAGGACGCCUGGUCAAGUCCAGGUUGUGCAACUGGCGACAGACAGUGUUAGCAUCAUCCCUGCGCAUUCUUCGAGUUUGAGAGCGUUGCAGCUCAGUGCAGAUGGGGAGUUACUCGCUACAGCAAGCGAAAAGGGUACCAUCAUUCGCAUCUUCUCCACGAGUAGCUGUGCGAAGCUUGCAGAACGACGGCGGGGUAGCGAGUUCGCUACCAUAUACUCAUUACGCUUUAGCCCAUCAGGAAACAUGCUUGCUUGCACCUCGGAUAAGGGGAGCCUACAUAUCUUCGAUGUUCCUAACCCGCGCAAAGGUAGGCCUAGCUCGCCGGCCCCGAGCAUUGGUGGAGGUAGCUCAAAUGCCGAGGCCACGAACAAAUGGGGAUUCCUAAGCAAUAUUCCAUUUGGACCCUUUUCCGACGUUUAUUCUUUUACUUCGGCUGCCUUUGAAACUGGCGAAGAGCCCCUUCUACCUAGCCCAGCAAGAGCAGUGGAAAGGGGUGAUAACACAGUCCUAGGCACUAGUAGGCCAAUGAAAGGUGUCAUUGGAUGGAUAGACGAGACUUCUCUCGCCGUCGUCGGCGCUGGCCAGGAUGCACGAUGGGAGAAGUUCGUGCUGAGAGAGGAGGAGGGUCGUACCGUGGUCGUCAGGGAAGGCUGGAAGAGAUACUUGGGGAAUUAGGAUGAGCUCAAGGAACAUUACGAGAACCACCCCGAUACUAAAGUCCCUUUAUUUUUAAGGGGCCCGCCACAUCGAACCGGGUGAUAUUGGUUUAAAAGCCGGGCUAGGCAUGGGAAAUCAGCACGGAGUAACAGGACU
Annulohypoxylon maeteangense is the source of this 1484-nucleotide messenger RNA. Its product is annotated as WD40 repeat-like protein. The record is from RefSeq and is a predicted model, not a curated record. Gene Ontology annotation, cellular component: cytosol; phagophore assembly site membrane; extrinsic component of membrane. Lineage: Eukaryota; Fungi; Ascomycota; Sordariomycetes; Xylariales; Hypoxylaceae. Bases 201 to 1346 code for a protein of 381 amino acids. Gene Ontology annotation, biological process: autophagy of mitochondrion; nucleophagy; protein localization to phagophore assembly site. The transcript has 4 exons. Gene Ontology annotation, molecular function: protein binding; phosphatidylinositol-3-phosphate binding; phosphatidylinositol-3,5-bisphosphate binding.